Messenger RNA from Mesoplodon densirostris (Blainville's beaked whale), 384 nucleotides. RefSeq names its product MORF4 family-associated protein 1-like. The record is from RefSeq and is a predicted model, not a curated record. Lineage: Eukaryota; Metazoa; Chordata; Mammalia; Artiodactyla; Ziphiidae. The transcript has a single exon. Bases 1 to 384 code for a protein of 127 amino acids.
AUGAGGUCCUUGGACAUCACGGAGCUGGCAGAGCUGGAGGAGGCGGAGGUGAUGGAGCCCGAGGAGGACUUCGAGCAGUUCCUGCUCCCGGUCAUCAACGAGAUGCGCGAGGACAUCACAGCGCUCAACCGCGAGCAUGGGAGAGCCUACCUGCAGAACGGGAGCAAGCUGUGGGAGAUGGACAGUAUGCUCAUCCAGAUCAAGACGCAGGUGGAGGCCUCAGAGGAGAGCGCGCUCAACCAUCUGCAGAACGCGGACAAUGGAGUCAAGGGCAGAGGGACCAAAUGGUGCCAGAAGGUGGAGGAGAAGGCCAAGGAGAUCGCAAAGAUGGGAGAGAUACUGGUAGAGCUGCUCUGGGGGAUAGAGAAGAGCGAGUUGUCCUGA